AUGCGUGUUCAGCCUUUCGUCUCAUCCGCCCUUCUCCUCCUCUCUAUCUCUACCGCUAUAGCCGGCCCGGCGUCGAACCCAGAUGCAAAGAAGAAGCUACCGUCUAAAGGGACUCGGGAGUCGGAUUCUGUCAAACCCAUUACGGACACCGUUGCCACAGAUGAUGACCCGUCGACCUGGGGCCCCUUUGACGGAAAGGAUGGUAAGCCUCAUGCCGGUCCUUUUGUAGAGACAAUUGCGGAGCGAGGACGUAAGAAGUCGUCCCAGAAGGGUGGCUCAAAGACGGAGGACGAGGAGGACGAUACCUUCUCUGAAGACACCGAACACAUAGCCCCUGAUGGGACCAAGAUUCCUCACUCGAAUGAUGGAGUAAUGGACGACAAGAACCGUUCAGGGCCCAAGGAGGGAACCACAGGCACGGAAGGCGGAGUGUCAGCGAAAUCCAAGGGCAAAGAUACCAGUAUCGACAGGAAACCGGAUCCUCCCAAGGAGGCACCUCCACUGCCUCACAGUGAGCAGACGAAGAUUCCUGGACAGGAUGAUCAGACCGAGGAUGAUGAGGACGAGAAGAAGGGUUCAAAGGUGCUAGAGAAGCCGGACGAUCUCCCAGAUUCUCCUCACUCAAUCUCCUCAGGGAAGUCGGACAAAUCCCCCGGACCUGAUCUCUCCACGAAACCAGGUUCAUCUCAACCGCCGGACACCAAGAUACCGCCCAAGAAGUCUAGCAACGAAAUCAUCCACCCCUCCGACUCAUUCUUCCUCUCCCUCACCAUGAUCGUUUUCUCUGAGAUCGGUGACAAGACCUUCCUGGUCGCCGCACUUAUGGCUAUGCGCCAUCCUCGCAUGCUCGUCUUUUCUGCUGCAUUUAGCGCACUUGCUAUCAUGACCGUCCUUUCCGCUAUUCUUGGCCACGCUGUUCCUACCAUACUGCCUGCACACUUUACCAGCGCUCUUGCAUCGAUUCUUUUCUUCGUUUUUGGUUUCAAAAUGAUCCUCGAAGCACGCAACAUGUCCCCAGACGAGAAUGUCAGCCAGGAGAUGAAAGAGGUUGAGAUGGAGCUCGAGGAGAAGGAACAUGAGCAGCUUCGAAUGGGCCGCGGACGCUCUGCCAUCAGUGCUUAUGCUCUCGAGUCCGGACAUGGGGGACUUCCGCGAAAGAGCCGUUCUUCAAACCACAUGCUUCCCUCUCCCCAGAGUCUCUCCUCAUCCUCCUCGAGGGACAAUUCCCCAUCCCGCGCUAACACCCUUGCAAACGCCAUGGCCGGUGUUAGCAACCUGUUUUCUUUCCUCCUGAGCCCCGCUUGGGUGCAAACGUUUGUCAUGACUUUCCUUGGAGAAUGGGGAGAUCGAAGCCAGAUAGCUACCAUUGCAAUGGCUGCCGGUGCUGAUUACUGGUGGGUUACCUGCGGUGCCGUAAUUGGACAUGGCUUGUGUACUGCCGGUGCAGUCAUCGGUGGACGAGCCAUUGCCGGUAGAGUCAGCAUCCGAGUUGUCACCUUUGGCGGUGCCAUUUGCUUCGUCAUCUUUGGCCUUCUCUACCUCUUCGAAUCCAUCUACUAA
Molecule: messenger RNA, 1560 nt
Organism: Nannizzia gypsea CBS 118893
Lineage: Eukaryota; Fungi; Ascomycota; Eurotiomycetes; Onygenales; Arthrodermataceae
Product: transmembrane protein 165
Exons: 3
Coding region: 1-1560 (519 amino acids)
Biological process (GO): calcium ion transmembrane transport; Golgi calcium ion homeostasis; manganese ion transmembrane transport
Cellular component (GO): fungal-type vacuole membrane; Golgi apparatus
Molecular function (GO): calcium ion transmembrane transporter activity; manganese ion transmembrane transporter activity
Source: RefSeq, a predicted model, not a curated record